Aspergillus heteromorphus CBS 117.55 is the source of this 186-nucleotide messenger RNA. RefSeq lists its product as uncharacterized. NCBI's taxonomy places the organism in Eukaryota, Fungi, Ascomycota, Eurotiomycetes, Eurotiales, Aspergillaceae. The transcript is spliced from 2 exons. Bases 1 to 186 code for a protein of 61 amino acids. The record is from RefSeq and is a predicted model, not a curated record.
AUGUCGGCCGUCGCGCAGGAUGUCGAUCGCGAUAUCAGCACCCCUGUCCUGUCCCAGGGCGAGAUAGCAUGUCUUGGCUUCACCGUGGCACCACUGGUGCUGCUGGCUGUCCAGGAUCAAUCGUUCAUGUUUGGAAUUAGGGUUACACCGGCCUCAUGUGAUUUCCCCGCUUUAAACUCGGCAUGA